This is a messenger RNA of Entamoeba dispar SAW760, 393 nucleotides long. RefSeq lists its product as uncharacterized. The transcript has a single exon. Gene Ontology annotation, molecular function: GTPase activator activity. The coding region runs from base 1 to 393 and encodes 130 amino acids. The record is from RefSeq and is a predicted model, not a curated record. Gene Ontology annotation, cellular component: cytoplasm. NCBI's taxonomy places the organism in Eukaryota, Evosea, Mastigamoebida, Endamoebidae. Gene Ontology annotation, biological process: small GTPase-mediated signal transduction.
AUGACAUUUGAAUGUCUUACUAACUUUGAUAUUCAUUCUGUUGCAGGUGCAUUGAAAUUAUAUAUUAAAUUAUUACCAGAACAAGUCAUUCCAAAAUUUAUUGACGAUAGAUUAUAUGAAUUAUGGAAACAAAAAAAUACAUUACAAGAAGAUGAUUUAUUCCAACAAUUUCAUGAAAUUUACAAAGAUAUCCCUCCUAUGACAUAUAACUUUCUUAAUGAAUUACUUGAUCUUCUUCAUUUAAUUGCAAUGAACAAAGAAAUAACUAAAAUGAAUAUCGAAAAUUGCGUGACUUGUUUAGCUCCAUCUCUUCGAGGAUAUCCCUUUGUGUAUACUUAUUCUAUUCAGCACUAUUCUCAACUCUUCCCAAAAGAGCCAAAAGUUCCAAAAUAA